AUGUUGGAUAGACUUAGUGACAUGCCCUGGGAUAUAUUAGACAAUAUCCUAGGAUGCCUACCAAUUAAAGAUGCUGUGAGGACUAGCGUCUUGUCUCGAAAAUGGAGAUAUACAUGGGUUUAUCUUUCCAAUAUUGUAUUUUAUGACAGAUGUAAGGGGUUUCCCGUUGCAUUUGACAAUCUGAAGGCUCUUGAACUGUCUGAAGUCUGUUUUAAUGAAUUGGAUGAGAUCUCAGUUUUUCUUUCUCUUCUUGAAAGAAGCUUCUCAAAUUUGAAGUCCUUGUGCAUUUCAGCUUUUGGACCGUUUAACCAAGAUGUUUAUAAGUUAAUGGCUGCACAAAACCAAUUAUCCUAUUGCUUCAACCAACUGCAAAUUGUGAAAAUAAACAUUGCGCUGUGUCACCAAUACGUAGGAGCAUUCCAAUGCUGGAGAUCCGAUUUGGAAUUUAUCAAGCUAGUGCUUGCACGUUCGCCAGUACUUGAGAAGAUGCUUGUAGGUUAUAAUUAUCCAGAGGAUUGUGAUUUAUGGUUUAUGAGAAAGCUGCUCUCGUUCGAACGAGCAUCAUCACAACUCGUAUUCAAAUAUUCCUCCUCUCCCAAUCCAGAACUCUAUACAGUUUCUUCCUUCCUUCAUGAUUGGGAUUUACCUGUGUUGGCGUUGGGGUAGACCAAGAAUAUGAAGCCUAAAGGGAUGUCAUUUUCAUAUUUGGGAAAUGAGCGAAAUGAACUGGGAAGAGAGAUGCACAAGGAGGACACGACGUUCUUGUAUUAAUCAGAAGAAUCAAGGGUCCAGAAUAACAUGGAAUUACAUUACUAUAGGAUUAUGCUGGUUGACUGUUACUGGCAAAGUACAGGCAGAUGCUUCCAUUCACCAUACUUGACCAAGGCCAUGGAUACAGCCUCUCUCCAUGUGCAGGUGUAAGGCUGUGUACAUUAAACCCUUACUGAGCCGCAUCUUUAGAGGUAAGUAGGCAGCUUCAUAACCAAGAUAAGGCAGUUCAUUGCCUUGAACGACCAUUGACAAAGGCCAUCUGUGCCAUAUUAGGCAUUCGCUUCUCAGCAGCAGUGUCGUAUGUAGUUUGUUUAACUUGUAAAGUGGUGCUUUUUUUUUUUU
Molecule: messenger RNA, 1113 nt
Organism: Ilex paraguariensis (yerba mate)
Lineage: Eukaryota; Viridiplantae; Streptophyta; Magnoliopsida; Aquifoliales; Aquifoliaceae
Source: the annotation of a GenBank genome assembly